Molecule: messenger RNA, 816 nt
Organism: Durusdinium trenchii
Lineage: Eukaryota; Dinophyceae; Suessiales; Symbiodiniaceae
Source: the annotation of a GenBank genome assembly
AUGAGAGCACUACAGCAUUCGACACCAUGCCUCGGGGACUGGUGUGUUUAUGGCUGUUUGGAUCCUGCACUGUGCAGUGGCUUCAGUGUGAGUUCUGAUGAACGGCGGGAGUUGCUGUCUUUGGAGAGGGAAAAACUUGAGAAGUCUGCGCUGUCCUUUCUUCUAAAUCAUCAGCUGCUCUGGUCUCCGGAUGACAGUAUCAACCAAGACAUUAUGCUUCCAGAACAUUCCUGUGACUUUCGCGGAAACAAUUAUUUACCUCCUUCAUUCACUAUGCAACAAUCUCUUCAACUUCAAGACUUUACAAAGCAUUGUGAUGGCACGGCAGUGGGCACGGAGCUGGAAACUGCGGAGUGGCAUGCAGAUGGCCCUCCUGAUUCCCGUGUGCAUCUAUCUGCCGCAUCUCUUGAACCCGAGUUUGGGGCAAAAGACGAGCGAGUUUGGCACGCAGAGGGCUCGAGCUAUCCUGAUAGACCAACCAGGUCUUCCAACGAUGAAGAUUUUGUGUUAACACACAUUCUGGGUACUCCACAGACAGCCCUGAGUUUGUUGCUUCAAGUACAGCAGUUUCAACAGAGGGCGAUGUCUGUGGACGACAAUCCCACAGGUGAAAACUAUACCUUGUUGCCUUCAGAGCUGGUGAGCGUACCGCCCAUCAAACGUGGAGCUUCUGCUGAUGAAAUCAUUGCGGAUGCGGCCAAGAAGGGUCUCGAAGAACAGAAGCAGGACUCUUUCGAGUCCUGUGUGCACUUUGUUCGAGCAUGUGCCCUGCGACAGUUUCGUGGCACCUUGGCCAUGACCCCAGCAGCUUGCUAA